Messenger RNA from Pipra filicauda (Wire-tailed manakin), 1002 nucleotides. RefSeq names its product translation initiation factor IF-2-like. The record is from RefSeq and is a predicted model, not a curated record. The transcript has a single exon. NCBI's taxonomy places the organism in Eukaryota, Metazoa, Chordata, Aves, Passeriformes, Pipridae. Bases 1 to 1002 code for a protein of 333 amino acids.
AUGUCACGUGCGUUGCCCCUCACCGCCAACCGCACUACUUCUCAAAGCUCGUUCCCGCUUAUGCUACAGCGACCUUCGGGAAAGGCUGCGCGGGGUCGGGGUGGGGGAGGGGAGAGGAAAAAAAAGAGGGGUUCAGGCAGCAAAAACCGCUCAAAAAAGCGCCAAACCCCGCACGCUGAAACCUCAGGUGUCCUCCCGGCAGCGCGGGGUGGAACCGAGCCCGUCCUUGGCACCACCGGCCCCGCCCCGCCGCGCCUGCGCAAACCGACCCCGCGCGGCGCCUCCGGGGCGCUGCCCGGCACGGUGCCCGCGGGCGGCGGCCGACGGGGCCAAGCACCCCCCACACCCCCGCGCCGCCACCGCUGUCACCUCGCAGGGCAGGUGACACGGGCGUCACAGCCCCGCCCGGCCCAGCCCCGCGCGUGCGCACCAGCCCCAAGGAGUGAGGGCGAGGCAGGAGCCCAGAGCACGCGCCAGCCGGAACCGCGCAAUGCGGCGGGGCUCGCGCGCUCCCGCCCCGCCCGGCUCUCCCUCUCGCUCUCCCUCUCUCCCUCCCUCCGCUCCUCUCUCCCGAUCCCUCUCCCUCUGCUCUGCUCUCCCGCCCGCCCGCGGCACAACGGAAGGGAAGAUCUGCGGCGGCCCCGAGGCCGGCUGACUCGGCCAAUAGGCGCGCGGGGCGCUCUUCCCGCCCUCGGCGGCGUGUCCAAUCGGCGGGCAGCGGGGGAGGGACCACGCGCGGGAUUGGGUCGAAGGCGACGCCACCGCCCGCCCACCCGCAAAAAAAAAAAAAACGACGGCAGCGCAGAGGCCCAAAAAGCCCGAGGGGAGACGGCGGCGCGGCGGCCCCGUGAGCCCCCUCCGCGAGGGCCCGAGGCGGCGGGCGUCCCCGCGCCGCCGGGCGGCGGGGCGAGGCGGCCGCGCCGCGGCGGUCAGCGCUUACCGUGCAGGGGGAGCUGGGCGCCUCCGCUUGUGCCGAGCCGUGUCACCAGUGGCGCGCCGUAG